AAACACAACAAGCUGUUGUAAAAUUAUUAAACAAAAAUAAAAAAAAGUGUGUUUUCUUUAACAAAAACCAAGUUUUCUAUUGUUCAUUAUAAACUUUAAUAAAUUAAACAUUAAUAUUUACAUAAUUUUCUGUGCAAAAAGUGUUGUGUAUUGUGUUAUAAGUGUUUCAUUAAAAUGGCUUCCACCGAUUGUUUACAACUAAACAAAACCAGCAUGUUUGCCAAAAUACGUGCUGGCCUGCCCGUGGAACGUUUGCAAACACAAAAUCUAUUGGAAUGCAAAGAUGAUUUGUUGUAUUGUUGGGACUCACAAGAGAACUCAUUGCUGGUAUUAAACUGGCGUGCUGCUAUGGCCAAGGGAUUUGAGGAGGUUAAAUACCAGACUCUCAUACCCUCCGUGCCCUUAAGUUUUGAAGUUGAACGAGUGUUGACAUCCAAUGAGGGUUCAUUGAUUGCCUUGGCCGGUCCUCGGGGAGUAUGUUUAUUGGAAUUGCCCCGGCGUUGGGGAGCAAAUGGCCAGUUUAUGGAGGGUAAAGCUAAAAUCAUUUGUCGAGCCUCAAAUCUGGAUGGUCAUUUCUUUACAAAUAAUCCCCAUUUGGAAUUAAGACAAUUGCGCUGGCAUCCCGCCUCACCCACAGAUUCACAUUUGCUGGUGCUUCUAAGCGACAAUACAAUAAGGGUUUAUGAUAAUGCCGUCUUACGCCAUGUUUGGCAAGUGGGUCCCAUACCUUUGAAAACCGAUGGUAAUCCCAACUCCUCCACGGUUUAUGCUUUGGGCGAAGCGGCUGUAGAUUUUGAUAUUGCACCAGCUGUUAAUGUGGCCGAAAAGCAAGCAAACAUGAAUAACAACACUUUAACAAGCAACUCCACCAUAAGGGAGCAAAAAAGUUUAAUGAAUAGCACACGUUUAAGUCAGGUUACCUUAAAUAGAACUGCAUCAUUAAAUGAAACUAAUAAGAAUCCAUCAGCUAAAGGUGAGAAAAUUGAAUGGCCUAUAGUUAUAUUGCGAGAAAAUGGCAAUAUUUAUGUGUUAAUGUCCGGUUUGGAUACGGAUAGACCUCGUUUACAGGGGCCUCUGACUAUCACCCCGUCUACUGUGGAUAAUUAUGGUUUAGAUUCUUGUUCCAUAUUGGUAAUACCAUCUUUGCCCCCCACCUUGGUUAUAGCAGAAACUAAUGGCAAAUUGCAUCAUGCCUUGUUUAUGGAAGCUGAAAAUGCCGAAGAUUCCUUUAAUGAAGUUGAUGAAAAUUUAAUAAUUCACCCCUCCGAAUGGUGUGUACAUGUUUUGGAGACAGUCGAAUUGGAAUUGGGUUUGCCCAAGGAGGAAAUACAUCAGCCCUACUUUUGUCCCAUACAUUUGAAGAGAGAUUUCAUCAAUGAAUUACGUUAUUUUGCUUAUCACAACACUGGUCUACAUGUUAUCACUGUAAAUUUUAUAGCAGAAUUACAAAGAUUCUUGGAAAAUGAAGUCAAUUCCGAUAUCAACACCCUUUCCACUCCCUCACAUGCCGAGUACAUAGUCUGCACCAAAAUCGAUACCAGCGAGAAUAUUAAUGCUGUCUUGGGUUUUGUACUCAUGCAAAUGCCCUCCUGUGCCGUAUUGCUUUUAAGUAGUGGCCAAGUUAUUAGCUUGAAAUUGGUUAUAGAUCCUAAACUACUAGCUGAUUGUCUCACAAUAUCCAAAGAUGACAAUAAUCUCACCAAAAACGAAGAUAUACAACAAAAUCAACUAAAUCAGAUAUUGGGUCCCUCAUUUAUAGAUCAUGUCAAGAAUAUUUUAAAACGUACAGUAACCCAGCCCAUUUUAUCGUUGGACAAAUCAGCAAAUCCCUCGCCCCAAGAGUGCUAUGAGUUAAUGGCCCAGGCCGUUGAGGUUUUGAGGUCACAGUACUUGCAGAGACAUGAAAUGGUAAGAGCUGAAUUUUCCCGACGUAUACACACCAUUAAAUUGUGCAAGGAACAACAGAAACAAGAUAUAGAAGACUUGGAAAAUGAACGAGAAGUUAUUAGGGAUAAGGCUCAUAAAUUGGCUGAGAGAUUUGAGGAGAUCAGUGAUCAACAGGAGGUUUUAACAAAACGCUGCCAAGACUUCAUGCGCCAGGCUAAUACUUGUUUACCCAGCAACACUUUGGCCGAAAAAGAAUUUGCCCAGGAAGUGGAAAGAGUUAAUAAAUUAACCAAAAAUAUGGUCAACUCUUUGCAGAAAUCUAAAGAAGCCAUCAACAAGCAACUAUAUCAUAUUUCCAAAUACCAGGAGAACUCCAAAAAGAAAACCUUUGAAUUGCCCGAGACACAAGAACGCACUAUCAAGGAUAUUUUAUUGCAAAUGACCGCCGAAAUCGAUGGUCAAAUAAAGGAAGUAAAACGUAUUAAUAAAAUUGUGGGUAUUUAAAUUGAAAACACACUACGUUCGUUUUUUUUACAAAAAUUUACUUUCUUUUUUUUUAUUCUUUGCUUAAAAAUAUCAAUAAAAAUAAAAAAAAAUAUAUAAGUGUUUUACAUUACAAUUACACGUUGUUUUCUCUUCUUUUUCUUUUUCGCCUUCUUACGCAGUGUAUUAUAUCUUCUAAUGUGUUUAACAAUAAACGCCUUAAACUCAUGACCGUCGUAUUUGCGCCACGAUACUGUUAGUAAAAUUAAAGAAUUAACAUAGAAAAAUAAUCUUAAAAAUAAA
Calliphora vicina (urban bluebottle blowfly) is the source of this 2673-nucleotide messenger RNA. RefSeq names its product Nuclear pore complex protein Nup88 (gene mbo). NCBI's taxonomy places the organism in Eukaryota, Metazoa, Arthropoda, Insecta, Diptera, Calliphoridae. The transcript has 12 exons. Gene Ontology annotation, cellular component: nuclear pore. Gene Ontology annotation, molecular function: structural constituent of nuclear pore. Gene Ontology annotation, biological process: ribosomal small subunit export from nucleus; mRNA export from nucleus; ribosomal large subunit export from nucleus. The record is from RefSeq and is a predicted model, not a curated record. Bases 175 to 2391 code for a protein of 738 amino acids.